This is a messenger RNA of Myotis myotis, 1412 nucleotides long. RefSeq names its product basic proline-rich protein-like. NCBI's taxonomy places the organism in Eukaryota, Metazoa, Chordata, Mammalia, Chiroptera, Vespertilionidae. The coding region runs from base 160 to 1404 and encodes 414 amino acids. The record is from RefSeq and is a predicted model, not a curated record. The transcript has 5 exons.
CCAGGGGUCUCUGUCUCUCAAACUCUAAAAUUGAAUUUCUAGUUCACCUUCCUCGGUGCCCCAUUUCUGCCCUCCUGUCUGUCUGGGUCUUCCCCGCCCCCCAAAGUCUCUGAGGUUCGGUGCCCCACUUGGGGCCUCUGCCCCCCUCUGUCAAAGUCCAUGCCCCUCUAUGCCCGGACCUCUUUUUCACUCUCCCCAUCCACAGCCUGCAGGCCUUCCAUUGGCUGGAUUCAGCGAGGGAGGGUUCUGUUACUAUGGCAACAGCCACAACAAGCCUCCGGCUUGGCUAAAAGGCGGGGGGCAGGGAUCAUGGCGGGUCGGACCCUCGCUCUGCGCUAUGGCCCUCCCUGGCCCCCCAUCUCUGGGACCGAGGAUCCAGGAUCCUGGCCCGACUGGCAUCUCACCAGCAGUGGUGUCGCCCACCACAUCAUCCCAUCCGUGCCCUUUCGCCCGCCCACUCUCCAGUCCACGGUGGCGGAGCCCCUGGCCACAGCCGCCAAGCGGGAUCUGCACAUCUGGGCUUUCGACGAGGUCAUCAGCAGAUGGGAGACCACCUAUGGCGCGGCUCACCGGGUGCUCAAGACCCACGGCGGGCCCUAUGCGCAGCCCAAGGUCCCAAAGCCGAAGGACCUCGCGCGGUCUGUGGGGAUGAAGGAUUUUGGGGAAAAGGUUGGGUCCCCGAAACGUCUUCCUGCAGCUCUCGCGCCGCGGCUGGUGCCUCCCCCUGACCACAAAGCACCAGAGCAGCGAGGCGCGGGCGCAGUACUCCGCGUGGCCCGACCUGCACCAGCGCGCCCGGCCCCUGCGGUUCGCCGACCACCACCUCACCGGCGCUUCCCAGACUCUCAUUCCCUGGAGGAUGAGCCCGGAGCUGGCCGGCCGGCCUCUCACAGUGUCCAACCAGGGCAUCCUGGACCGCUUUCAGCUCUACCUGCCCACCUAUGCCGGGGACUUCCGAGCCUACUCGAAGAAGGAGUUGUUACCCUGGGGCCACGCCCCCCAGCAGCCGCCCUGUCGACCCUCCUGUCGGGUGCCCCCAUCGCUGCGGAUCCGUGUGCCCCGUGUGCCCCGCGCCCGCCCGGUGCCGCCGGCGGUGCCGCACCGCGGGGCGCUGUCGCUGGCGCAGGAGUCCUACAGCCUCCCGCUGCACCCGCUCCGCCGGCUGGACGGCUUCUACCCGGGGGCGCUGUCCUGGAGAGUCCCGCACCGGAACCCCGUGCCGGCCAUCUACCGCGUGCCGCAAGCCUACCGCACCGAGAGCUCCAACUACGGCAGCUCCAAGCCCGCCCUGGUCUGAGCGCCCCGCCAGCCCCGCCGCAGACACGUCCCCCCCCCCCCCCCCCCCCAGCAGGGGCGGAGCGGAGCCUGGAAGCCGGCCCCUGGGCACCCCGUGGGCGGGGCUGAGCUUGGGA